Effrenium voratum is the source of this 1527-nucleotide messenger RNA. NCBI's taxonomy places the organism in Eukaryota, Dinophyceae, Suessiales, Symbiodiniaceae. The record is from the annotation of a GenBank genome assembly.
GACUCGUUGACUUGUUGGGACUCUUUUUGUGGUCGACGCGGGGCUUGUUUGGCUGCCAUGGCCUUGGGUAGCGAGAGCACGGCGGAGGAAGAGGAGGCGACACCCACGCGAGGGAGCCUUUGCGUGCAUGCCUACGGGCGCCUGGAAGAGGUGGGUGUCCAGCCCACGCUGGCCGCUCUGCGUGAGGCGGCCCGGGAAGCCUUCGACCUCCCGGACACCGAGAUCCUGCUGAAAGGCCCCGAUGGCCAAUGCCUGGCGCCGGAGGGCGCCCCGGAGAUUUCCUCAGUGUAUCUGGAGCUCCAGGGCAACGGGCUCUUUGAUUUGGAGCAGCGCAUCGACCAGCUGCAGCAUCUACAGGUGAGCUACAUCUCCGACCGGCUGGGCACCUUGGCGGAGGAGCAGGUGGCCUGCCAGGCCUCCAUCGCAGGCCUCACGGACGCGCUGAUCGAGGAGCAGGCCUUCCGCCAGGAGUUCGAGGAUGCGGUGCGUGCGGAGAUCAAGCACGAGUGCGACGGGGUGGCGCUGCAGAGCAAGCGGAGGCUGGAGCAGCUGGAGCAGAGGCUGCGAGAGCAGGUGGACGAGGCGCUCCAGCGCCUCGAGGAGCGCUUGACCCGGGACCUCCAGGACCUGUGGCAGUGGACGAGCGAUGAGUGCCGCCAGCACCGGGACCGGCUGGAGGGUCUGGAGCCCCGCGUGCAUAGCUUUGGCGCUGCGGCGCGCGAGGCCUUGGAGUUCAGCCAGGGCUUGCAGAGCGCCUCCCAGGGGCCUGUGAAGGAGUGCCUGGACGCGCAGGCACGGCUCUCCGCGCGAGUCGACGACCUCUGCGACACCCUGGUGAAGGAGGUGCAAGAGCGGAUGGCGGAGAGCCGGCGGUUUCAGGAGGAGCUCUCGCACCGGGACGAGCGCACCGAGUCCUUGCGGGACUUUGGCCAGGAGCUGCAUGCGGCAAUGGCGCAUCUGCGUGCUUCGCCGGAGGCGGAGAAGCGGGACCGGGACCGAGACCCGCUGGAGCGCGCCGUGGGCGAGCUUUCUCGGCAAAUGGAUGAGUGGCGGGAAGAGCAAGGCCAUCUCCGGCGACAGUUGCAGGAGGAGAGCGACAUGAGGACGGAGGCCCAGUCCCGCCUCGCGCGGGGCAUGUCCCUGCUGGAGCAGGCCUUCCAGGAGCUGCAGGCAGAGGUCAAGGGCGCCGACGAUCCGGUGAAGUCGAGCGCGUCCGAGGAGAAGGCGGCGGCGUCGUCUCCUGGUCACCAGACCGACGGCGACCCGGAGAUUCUGGAGGUGGUUCGCCAGGUGAGAGAGGAGUGCUUCGAGGCGAUCCAGCGGGAGGUGCGCUCGCGCCUGCAGGACGCGGCGAAGCUGCGCCAGGCCCUGGAGAUGGAGAGCAAGUCCCGCAAGGAGGCCUUCGGCAUGAUCCAGCGCGCGGUGAGCCAAUGUGGCAGCUGAUGAGCUGAUGCGUUGCGCGCCGGCGUCUUGCGAAGGGUCAGUUUGGGGAGUGCUUUGGUUGAGGGUGCCCGUUUUUGUGGGAGG